AGGUCACAUCUCUCAGGCGGUGUUGCUGUGUGUUCGCGCUGCGGCUCGCGGAGAAGAUGGCGGCGCGUGGAGGUUUUCAGCCUGCGACACCGGGAGGCGGCGGAGUACCGAUGGGACCCGGGCCGCCGGUUGCCGUGGCGGGGCCUGGUAUGGGCCCCGGUACGCCGCCGGGACGGAUGGGCCCCGGCGGGCCACAGAACCACAUGUACCGAUCACCGAUGCCCGGAUACCCGAGACCAGGAAUGCCUCCAUCCAGUCGUAUGACCCCUCAGGGACCCUCCAUGGGGCCUCCGGGUUUCGGGGGCAGUCCAGUGUCUCGCCCCGGCAUGCCCGUCAUGGACCCGUCCCGCAAGAGACCACCGCCGAAUCAGAUUCAGCAGGUCCAGCAACAGAAUCGCAACCAACAUGCCAAGAAGAAGAAAAUGGCAGAUAAAAUUCUACCUCAGCGAAUCAGAGAGCUUGUCCCCGAGUCUCAGGCGUACAUGGACCUGCUGGCGUUCGAGAGGAAACUUGAUCAGACCAUCAUGCGCAAGAGACUCGACAUCCAGGAAGCUCUCAAGAGACCCAUCAAGCAAAAACGAAAGCUGCGUAUCUUUAUCUCCAACACCUUCAACCCCGCCAAAGCUGACGCGGAGGACGGCGAGGGCACCGUUGCAUCAUGGGAGCUCCGUGUGGAGGGUCGACUUCUGGAAGACACCGCUGUGUCCAAGUAUGAAGCCACCAAACAGAAGAGGAAGUUUUCAUCUUUCUUUAAGUCAUUAGUCAUCGAGUUGGAUAAAGAUUUAUAUGGACCUGACAAUCAUCUGGUUGAGUGGCACAGGACAGCCACGACUCAGGAGACGGAUGGGUUUCAGGUGAAGAGACCUGGAGAUGUUGGUGUUCGCUGUACUGUACUCCUCAUGCUCGACUACCAGCCUCCUCAGUUCAAGUUGGACCCUCGAUUGGCACGACUGCUGGGCAUCCACACUCAGACUCGCCCCGUCAUCAUUCAGGCCCUGUGGCAGUACGUGAAGACCCACAAACUGCAGGACCCUCACGAGCGAGAGUUCAUCAACUGUGACAAAUACCUCCAGCAGAUCUUUGAAUCCCAGAGGAUGAAGUUCUCUGAGAUUCCUCAGCGUCUGCACGCGCUACUCAUGCCACCCGAGCCGAUCAUCAUCAACCACGUCAUAAGCGUGGACCCCAACGACCAGAAGAAGACGGCGUGUUAUGAUAUCGAUGUGGAGGUGGACGACACCCUGAAGACGCAGAUGAACUCUUUUCUUCUGUCCACGGCCAGUCAACAGGAGAUCGCAGGGCUCGACAACAAGAUCCAUGAGACCAUUGAGACGAUCAACCACCUGAAGACUCAAAGGGAGUUCAUGUUGAGUUUUGCCCGAGACCCGCAGGGAUUCAUCAAUGAUUGGCUGCAGUCGCAGUGCAGAGACCUGAAGACGAUGACUGAUGUGGUCGGUAACCCAGAGGAGGAGAGACGUGCAGAGUUCUACUUCCAGCCCUGGGCUCAAGAGGCCGUCUGCCGUUAUUUCUAUUCAAAGGUCCAGCAGAGGAGACAGGAGCUGGAACAGGCUCUCGGCAUUCGAAACACAUAAGCGUGCUUGUGUAUGUUGUGACCGAGGAUCAGACGGGUUUCUGCUAGCGAAUGUAACUGUCGUAUCUGAUCACUACAGUUAUAAUACCUUUAUCUCGUAUAGUCCUGCUGUAGCCCCCCAGGAGACCAUUUCCAUCGACUCCGCUAAAAACGCGGCCGAAUAAAUUCGAGUUUCAUGCUCGGUCUAAAGAUCAGUAAAGAAAGUUUUCAGAAUCUCUCAUUUUAGAAAAUGCUGUUUUCUGACCUAACUGACAGGCUUUGUGAGAUGUUUUGUUCAUCAUUAUUAUCGCAACAUUACUAAAUCAUGAAUAGGAAUCUCAAACUACUCGAUUCGCUGAUUUACAUAUUAACAAAUCAGCCAGAAAUAUUUUUUCUGAGGGGUCAUUGUUUAUUUUUGAAGUAAUCGAUAUUGUCUUUGAUAUUUUAAUGUUCUCAUAAUAUGAACUUUGAAGAUUAGUCUAGUUACGUACAGAUUAUUAACUUAGUUUAGUACCUCAGCUCCGCGAGGAGGAAAUAUUUAGAUGGAGAAGUCGAUCGGCGUUCCCGCUCGGUAACAGAAUUACCUUCAGUACUCUUGCGUUCUGUAGUGGUUGUAGUCCAGCACGUUAGCGAACGAAGCUUCGCAAGAUUAGACGCACUACUGAUCGACCUGUUUGCGUAUUGAUCUUCUGGUCCUAAACUGUUAAGUAGUUUCACGCUAUCCUCGCUGUGAUCUAUAAAUUUAUCUUUUGCAGAAUUGCCUCUAUAGAUUAAUGGUUCAUUAAAUACUUGUCUAUAUUGUCGGUUCUAAACGAUGAUAUUGAAAACCUGCUACUGCAAAUAGUAGUUCUCAGCUGCCCAUCAAACGGGUUGUGUUUUUAACGUUUAUAGAUCUGCUAAAGAUACACCAAUGCUUCCUCCACUCAACUUAUUUAAAGAUUUAGAAGUGAUUUGUUUACUUUAACAUUCUUGCUAGUUAACAAUCUUAUUAGUUAACAAGUCUUGCAUUUGCUUUGACUGGAGAUCCAUUUUAUAUCGUCUUUUUUUCAUGGACCAAAUGUUGUAAUUCUCUGUUAGCUUUUGUGUUAUAAUAAAGAUUAUCUUGUAUUAAUGCUCA
Triplophysa dalaica is the source of this 2684-nucleotide messenger RNA. RefSeq names its product SWI/SNF related, matrix associated, actin dependent regulator of chromatin, subfamily d, member 1 (gene smarcd1). Gene Ontology annotation, biological process: regulation of transcription by RNA polymerase II. The transcript has 13 exons. Lineage: Eukaryota; Metazoa; Chordata; Actinopteri; Cypriniformes; Nemacheilidae. Gene Ontology annotation, cellular component: nucleus; SWI/SNF complex. The record is from RefSeq and is a predicted model, not a curated record. The coding region runs from base 57 to 1589 and encodes 510 amino acids.